This is a messenger RNA of Paralichthys olivaceus (Japanese flounder), 2135 nucleotides long. It is a transcript of the gene ttc29, whose product is annotated as tetratricopeptide repeat domain 29. The record is from RefSeq and is a predicted model, not a curated record. Gene Ontology annotation, cellular component: sperm flagellum. Lineage: Eukaryota; Metazoa; Chordata; Actinopteri; Pleuronectiformes; Paralichthyidae. Gene Ontology annotation, molecular function: protein binding. Gene Ontology annotation, biological process: cilium movement.
GUGAAGCCCGUCGGACACCGGACAGGGUUUGGUUUGUUUCAGCUGCUGCAAAGUUUCUGUUGCUUCUUUGUUUACGACUUUAAACUGAACGUAAAGGAAAAGACACGCGUCCGAACUGUUUUAGCGAAGCGACGACGAGACUGUGACGUUUGAAUGAGUUUGAUUGACAGGUGAAGAUGAACGCUGCUGCGAGACGCCGGCUGACCAUCAGAAGGACUCAGCACAGCAGUAUGAAGGAGUCGGUAUCGGAUGAAUCUGCUCAAGUCGCCUCCAAAGAAGAAAUUGCUCAGUUCAGAAACAGUCUGAAACAGAACAUCUGUGUGCAGAUGCUCCAAGAAGGUCACCACAGGUCGUUCUCUGAGCUCUUUUCUCUGCUGCGGUCGGACCAGCAUCGCCGGGCGGCUGAACCGGACUCUGCCCUCCAGCUUCAGGCUCCGCUGGAGGAACAGCGAGAGAAGCUGGAGACUGUGAGGCUUCACCUGAGCCGGGCUGAGCAGGCGGAAAGGACUGGUUCCUGGUCCGUGGUGUGUGAGCAGCGUCUGUUCUUGGGUCGAUAUUUCUCGGCUCCUGAGGAUCUGUGGCUGAGUUUGCACUUCUAUCGCAGCUGUGCAGAAAGAGGGCGCUCAAGACCAGCCACUGAGGCCCGGGCCUGCAUGGCUGAGCUCUACUUGCAGCAAGGAGAGCUGGAGGAGGCGAAGCAGCAGGCGGAGCUGUGCCUCAGACAGGCUGAUGACGGUGGAUGGCUGGACUUGAGCGGUCGGCCCCUGAGGCUCCGGGCCUAUCAGGCGCUGUGGAAGAUCUACGACAAGUUAGCUGCUGCUCCGCUGAUCGCUGCAGACUACAGUGAAGCCCUGGAGCUGCUCCACAGGGGCUACAUCAUGGCCACUGAGUGUAGGUCUGAAGACAAACAGCUUGAGGGGGAGGCGGCCUAUCGACUGGGACUGACCUAUCAGCUCACAGGAGACCACAACACAGCUAAAAAGUUCUUCAACACCUGCAUGCAGAUUUGUGGCACAAUGCAGGACGCUGACGGUCUGGGAAAAGCCUACAAGGCUAUCGCCAAGUCUAUGGAGAGUGAGGGUAACACAGACGAGACAGUCCGAUAUCUGGAGAAGUUGGUUGACAUCACUCGAAGCUCUGGACGGCAGGACAACCUGGCAGACGCCUGUCUGUGUCUGGGCAACAUCUACUACAGCACGCGUCAGUAUAGCAGAGCCUGUGAGUUCUUCCUCCAGGGUUUUGAAAAUGCCUGUGACAUCAGAGACCUGCAGAAAGCACAGGUUUUGUUGGGCUGCGCUCGUGCUCAGUCCAGGAAGUACAGUGCUGACGUGGAGUCGGCCUCGCCCGCAGCCCAGUGACGGCUCCUGGCCUGGAAAGAGAUGAAAGAAAGUCAAGAGCUCGAUAACGAUUCUUUAUUCCUUUAACAGCGUAAGAAAUGAAGAGGAACAUUUUACUUUACCGAAAUCUCAUUCACACCAACAAUCGGAGCUGAUCUCGGCCAAUCUGUCGAGACUAAAGCAAGAUGCUGGGAGAAAACAAACUCACAGACGAAUUAUGUUAAGUCACAUUUCAGUUCAAGUACACUUUCUCCCUGGUUUCCUCCACCAGGAAAAUCUCAACAUCCUCUGGAUGUUUGUUCCCCAGACGAUGAAUCCUUCAGACUAUUACUCCCACAAAAGAAAAAUAGUAAUGUUGAUUUUAUAUAUCUAUCAGUUGGCAUUUUUGUAAGACAAUGAAUGUAAUUGUUUUUAUUUCACAUUUUUAAUUGACAAAGUUCUACAGUCCUGGGUUUUAUUCAACAUUAUCAUCAUUGUUUUUAACUAUUAACCACCGUAUUCAACUUUUUGUUUUUUUAUUAUUUCUGUGAUAGUGCCAAUGUUAAAAAAUAAUUGUAUUCGCUGUUCCAAUUUAUUUUUUAUUUGGUUUAUUUUCUCACAACAGUAAUAGGCAGAUGAUAGAACAAGCAUGCACAUAUUUGCAAAUACCUUUCUCUCUUUGUAAUUUCUAUGAUUGUUUUGGGUUUUAAAAAUGUCAAACUAGCUAAUUUAAUAUAAUAAUACAUUUAAUCUGUGAAGCACUUGUCAACACACUCAAAGACACUUUUUUAAAAGAAAGAUUCACUUAAGAUAAAAAUA